AUGCUUGAAGCCUGUGAAUUUGUCACUGGUUACCUGUGGAAGAAUUCCAUUACAGUGGAAUAUCGUGAAUCAAUUGCCGAGUUCCUCAUGCAGUGUGUGGACUCAAUGGAGAUUUGGAAGUUAGAGCGCUUUUCCCAUCAUAUGAUCCAACUGAUGCCCGAAGAAUGCACUGAGAAGCUUCUAUGGAAUCCGGGAAAUCUGAAUCCACUAUUGUCAGCCUUCUUAAAAGUUGGCUUACCGCUUUCAUCGAGAGUCUCCAUCAUCCAGAAGGCUUUUCAAUACAUCGAAACGGAUGGCUUGUUGCCCGAGGAUCGUGCUGCUUCCAUUUGCCUUUUAAUGCGCUUUUACGAUCUGAAUCUCGUCGGUAUGUCCAUAAUCAAACUGAACUCACUCUUUGAGGAUAAUCAGCACAACUCAGACGAAAUUAGCAUGAACCUUCUUGGGAAAACGCUUGUCAAUCUGGCGUCAAUUCUAAAAACAAAUGAUUUUCUUACCGAACAGAUUGUCAAGACGCUGAAGAAUCUUCCAUUGUCAAAUGUUCUUGAAACAUUUUCGCUUGUCCUUGCAUUAAUGGUGCUCUCAGGGAACACGAAACUGUCGCUCCAGGUGAAAAAACACCUCUCCAACGCCACGUCUUACGCAUACUCUGCGAAUAGCCGAAUUUGUGGUUCGGCGUUUCUGCGAAACGUUUGCUCCUUAUUCCCAGAACCUGGAAUCACGAUCGAUCGAAUUCUUGGUUACUGUUCAAGCCCCCUGUGGGGCUGCACGGUGAAUGGCCUUAUUCAGUUCUGCUUCACUCUGCUGAGAUCAGCGAGCUCUCCCGGGCGAAUCGGCGGUUUCCCGAUGGGCUUUGCUGACGGCAAACUCAAAUCUGCGGCGGCGUCGACAGCGGCAAAAUCUAGACGGGCCCCCACAACUCGAAAGUGCCUGCCUCAACACCAGCGUCAUCCGUGCGCUCAAUCCCCAAAGUCGCGAGCCUCUCGUCUGGCCAUCAACUCGCUGACUGAAAUAUUUCAGUCUCUUCCAGAAACUCGCGAACAAAUUGUCACAAUCAUCCUUCGACAAAUCUGGUCAGAGCCUGAGAAGAUGGUUUGCUUCCAAAUGACAGAAUUGAUGGGCGAACUGGCGGCGCUAUGUCCAGUGGAGUUCACCGAAGCGUCCGCCGCGGGCUUGACUACACUCCUGGACAGUCUCGGCGCUUUCCCCUUGGAGCUCUCGACCGCCAUAAUCCAUGCCCUCCUGCCCCUCUUCGUUGUCGCCGCCUCUACCAAUGACGCCAAGUCGUUGGACCCCCUGGUCUCCCUCCAGUCACACGUUGUAGUCGUUCUUCGAAAGAUGUCUUCGAGUUACAAUGUGGCCGUGCGUCGGAUCGCUGUUGCGGGAUUCGUCACUCUCCUAAAGAACCUGAAAGUUAGCACGGACAAUUUCCGCACAGCCUCCCAACAGUCAUGGUCGAUGAGUUCACAACUGUCGGCAAGCCAGUCCUGGACGUCUUCUUUGCCGUCGCUCAGCAUCAUCACCCCUCGUGGCCGUCCGCUGUUCUCUCAAAUCCAUAACACCCAAGUGGCCCAGGCAGUGAUGAUGCUGCCGACUGAUCCUGAGCGUAACCGUGCUUUGUGUACGGAGAUUGUUGGCCUCCUUCAUCGUCUCAUCUCUUCCACAUUUUUCGGCGCCUCUUGUGGUCCUCUUAUGUCGGAUCCUGGGGCCUUAGUCAAAUCAGACAUCUACUGGGGUUUGUGUGAAGUGGUCCUCUACAACCGUGGUUUGUCUGCACCCGUGUUGACUCUUUUUACUCGUCUCCUCGCGGCGUGCGUAGAUCCAGCGCUUUCAAAGAAAAAACCGCUCUUCAAGGACGGGGUCUUUGUCCUCCCCAGUGCCUUCAACGGAGUUCCCCUAAAGUUGGCCCAACUCGUCUCAGCAGAUGGUGGUCCUGACUCCAAGCCUCGCUUCCGAGAUCAUCCGGAGAUUCUGGCAUGGUGCCUUCAAGUGAUUCUGAGCCUUCCUGCUUUCCGCCAACACUGGUCUCGCUUCGCGCGUGACUUUUCCAACGGCCCCAACGCCGCCUCUGCGUCGAGCCAGUUCACACAGUUCGCCACAGAGCUCACCCAAUCAACUGCCGGUACUUGUGGCGGGGUCUCGAUGCGUGUCUUCAACCGAGCUGCGAGUCUGCUGUUGAACCUGGCCUCUGGUCUCAGGGAGACGCCACUGGAUGAGUUCGGACUGGCUUCCAACGUAGAGCUUGGCCCAUCCCCUAAUGGACGUCUGAAUCAAGCGCGUCUAACCAUGCUCCUCGGGCUCUAUGACUCCUGUCUUGAAUUUGAGGCGAAAAACUUACUUGGAACUGUGACAAAUGCCACCGCCUCGUGGGAUCAGCUUACUAAGCUCUUUGCUCGACGAGAAUCUGCCAGGAAGCUGCUUCUGGAUAACACCAAGGAGAGUGGUCCCGUGCAUCCAGACGACCACACUGUGAUUUCCCCUGAAGUCAAUGCUGUGAGCACCUCCAACCUCUGCUUCAUUGGGAUGUCUGAUGACGGUGGAAAUCGCCUGAGGGGAGCCUUGCUCCUCUCCAGUCUGAAAUCGAUCGUUUCUGUCCGUGGGGUGCUUCAUCGGGCGCUGCAGUGUGCUCGCGACGCCCCUGGAUUCGCCCUCCAUCUGCUCCAGACGACCUCUGCGCGUCUCUCAGAGUUGUCUUCGCGUGCAUGUGGCAAGCAACAGCAAAAGCAACCUGUGCUUUCUGUUGUAUACCGCGAUGCUUUUACCAGAGUUAUCACGAAGAUUCUAAGCCUCACAAUUCGGUUCUACGACACGUUCCUCAACGAGAGACUUCCCAAUCCCAAUUCAAGCGGUGUUUGCGGGCUUGAAGCCACUUGCGACGCCCAACCUUCUCCACUUCUCGAAGCUGCGGUAUCGGCGGUUCUUCAAACAAUGUCCCUUUGCUUCUCAGUCGUCAUGGAGAACCUUGGGAGUCACCGCCUGCAUCGACUUGUCUGCGCCCUCUUCCCUGUGGUGGUGUCGCCAAAGCCGCUUGGACAAACCGGCGUCUGCGACGAAGAAGGCCUGGAGGCGGUAUCUGAUGACGAUGAAGCUGGUCGUAACCUCAAUCAAACCCUGGAACAGUCACUACCCAAUGCAUCGCGUGGUCUCAACGCAAUUGUCAAAUUGUUCAAGGGUUGGGUGACGAGAAUCCUCACCACCACUUCGUCCACGCUCGGCCUCCAGUCCAUUAGAUCUUCCACUCCACAGCCAUCUGCCUCGCGUGCUGCAGUACCAACUGCCCGUAGCAAUCCCCUCAUCGCUGAUCUCACCAUUCUCCUUCCAAUGCUCAUCAGUUUAUGCGAAGCUCGAACAGGCAAGGAAACUGUUGAUUUUGCCGUUGAUAGCCCCUCGUUGUCUGUGUCACGAGUUCCUGACUUCUCCGGCUUGGACCGCGUUCUUGUUUGGCUUCUGCGCCUCCUUAAUAUGGAAGAAGUUUUUGAAGGCAAAGGUGGACCUCCCCUGGGCACCCAGGUGGCUCGUUUGGCACUUCAACUGGCCCAUCUCUUGGGUUCGGCAUCUUCGGCGUCCGGAAGGCCUCAUCCCAGACGCUCCUCGACUGGAUCUUCAGCAAGUGACUUCACCUGGGAUGAUCUCGUUGUCCUGUUCGCUGGCGAUAUUCGCUCAGUUUUCGGUGAUAUUAACGACAAUUGUGCUGCCUCUUCUGACGACGAGAAAAGCAUUCCCUCGCCACACAAGAAGCUCACUUUUUCCGUGGUAACUGGCAAGAGAGCGGCCAAUUUAAUGCUUCAAAUCCUCCUCUCUGCACUGAACGACGCCCUCGAAGACGUCACCUGGCUCGUGAACUACCUCACCCAGGAAGUCACUCGGACCACUCUAGUGACCGGAGCGUUUGCUCUGCCGAAGGCCAAGCCGUCGUCUCUGUCGUUCUCCAGCCUGCCUGACGCCAGACGAGCUCGUGAGGAGGCCGUGUGCAGCAUGCUCUUGACCCUUGGUGAGGCUGUCGACGAAUUGCUCCAGACGGCGUUGCCUGCGCCGUCUUCAUUCGCCGACGAUGUGAUCCGCCUCGUAACUGGCCUCUUCAGCCUGCUCGCCACGCUCACCAAACACUACAUAUCCCUGAUUCAUCGAAAUGUUGGUACCUUCCCAACCUUAUUCGAACGUGUUGUUCGGCUUUUUGGACGCAAUGUAUCGCCUCAUUCGUAUUCUUUUGUCUACUUUAUCCAGCUUCGGGAAGCUGAAAAGUUCUCCUCAUUAGGCGACGUCAACCCCCCCAAAAAGCCCAAAUUGGAUGGUACAGUAUCGAAGCCUAAAAAGCAAGGCCCCUCAAAAAUUCUGAUUUCUCGCAACAUGAAGGACGCAAAACUGAUUCCACAGUUGACUUUCGCCGUGGAAUUAUACGAGAGUCUCCUGGCCAAGUUAUCUAGGAAGGCUAAGGCUCCACUCAUAGACAACGUCCGCAUCGGUUUCUCGAGGGACUUUCGAAUAAAUCAGGCCUCCGCGCUUGCUCGACUGGAGGCUGACGUCGAUGCUGAGACCGCUGUAACCGGAGCAGACGCUGAGUUAUCCUCGUUGAGUGAAGGAGUGGAUGACAUUGAGGACAGCGCAACGAGCAAGGAUGCGGUCAACACGUCUGUUGCUGUGGAAACCUGUCCACAGCCAUCAGACGAGGCGUCGGAGGAUUCUGCUCAGUUGGCGCCGCCACGCUCCUCUGUGUCGCAACAAUCGCGAGCAAGACAAUCAAACUUUCGCUUUAGUCACAACUCAAAGAAGUGA
Molecule: messenger RNA, 4770 nt
Organism: Mesocestoides corti
Lineage: Eukaryota; Metazoa; Platyhelminthes; Cestoda; Cyclophyllidea; Mesocestoididae
Source: the annotation of a GenBank genome assembly